This is a messenger RNA of Tetrahymena thermophila SB210, 2703 nucleotides long. RefSeq names its product cation channel family transporter. The record is from RefSeq and is a predicted model, not a curated record. The transcript is spliced from 11 exons. Lineage: Eukaryota; Ciliophora; Oligohymenophorea; Hymenostomatida; Tetrahymenidae. Gene Ontology annotation, molecular function: voltage-gated potassium channel activity. Gene Ontology annotation, cellular component: membrane. Gene Ontology annotation, biological process: potassium ion transmembrane transport; regulation of membrane potential.
AUGAAUACAGACAUUUUAUUUACUGAUCAAUAAAAUACUAAUUAAGAUGAAUUAAUUACAGAAUAGCGAGAAUUAGACAUAGUUAAUGGUUUAAUGCAACCUUAGAUCGAUAGCGAAUAAUAAAAUUAAGAUGGAAGCAAUGUGACUUAAAAUAAAAGCUAGAAUUAACAAGUAAAAGCUAACUAAUUAACAGAAAGUAUUGAAAUUAAAUAGAGUUCAUAAAGAGGUUUUAUGGAUAAACUUAAAAAUCUUUUGUAAAAAAAACAAACAACAUUUUUAGAUGAAAAUGUGAAUGAGGAAGAAUAAAAUAGGAGAUAUUAAAUCGCUAUGAAAGGUUGGAAAAAAGUUAAGUCAGUACUAAGAAUCAUUUAGUAUAAAAGGAAAGUAGGUAUUUUGGAUAGCUACUAACCUAAAGAAUCUAAAUGGGCUUACUCUAAAUUUUUACUAUUACCAUUCUCAAACUUCAGAUUUUACUUUUUAUUGAUUGAAUCGUUUUUCAUUAUAUACAACAUAUUUCUUGUUCCCUUUAGAUAUGCAUUUAGUUUGAUUCGUUAGGAGAAUUUGAUGGUCAUAGAUAUUGUUAUGGAUUCUUUUUUUCUUUGCACGAUAAUUAUUAAAUUUUUUUGUGCUUAUGUUGACAAAACAAGAGUCGUUAAGGAUUUUAACUCUAUUGCAUUUAGAUAUUGUUUUGGUUUCUUAUGGAUGGAUUCCGACGGAUUAUUCUUUUUUGAAGUUACAGCUUUGUUUCCUUAUUAUAUUUUUAACACUUGGUAUGGCACAAGAUUUCUCAGGAUGCUCUAGAUUGGCUGUGUUUUAGAUUAUUUCUAAAUAUUUUGUAACAAAGUUUUAGGGUUUUUUACUUCUAAUAUCAACUUGACUAAGAGCUUAACAACCAUUCUAUAAUUUUUGUUGCUACUAUGUAUUAUAGCAUAAUAUCUUUCUUGCUUUUGGUAUUAUCUUGGUAUCAAAAAGAAUGUAGAAUAUGGAUAUGAUAAAAAUGCAAAAGAAUUUAGACUAAUGUCGGGAUGGGUAUAUGAGUAACUAUUCUCGAGUGAUGAUAAUCCCGCAUCUGAAAUUGGAAAUAAUUUAUAAACUGAAUUUGUUGCAUCACUCUAUUGGGUAUUCACAACAUUGACAACACUAGGUUAUGGUGAUUUUUAUGGAUAAACAAGCUACGAAAGAAUAUUUACUAUGUUUGUAUAAUUCUUAGGUGUAUUCAUUUUUGCUUAUAUGAUGGGAAAUAUAAACAAUCUUAUUGAAAAGCUUAAUGAUGACCAUUUAGAAUAUAUUUAAAAUGAAAAUGAAAAUCUUGAUCAGUGGAUAAUCAAAAUAGAUAGAGCAAAUCCUACAAGAAAAUUACCAUAGUCAUUUGUUGAUGAUUUAAGAAAAAGAUUUACAAUUUAUUGGUAAAGAGAUCACACAACUGUUGUGCAGGAGUUUCCUUUCUUUAAUUAGCUUCCAGUGGAUUUAAGAAGUCAACUUGUUGAUCACAUUUUUAAAGGAUUUAUUGACAGGUUUUCUGUCUUCUUUAAAGGGCUAGAAAUAUAGUUUGUUCAUGCUGUUGUAGUAAAUCUCUAUCCUAAAAAAUAUACUUAAGCUGAAUACGAUGGAUUGAAAUAAAUAGACAUUAUUCCUAUAGAUACCUGUCCAAAUGAUCUCUUUUUUAUUACAAAAGGAAAUGUAACAAUAGGCUCAAAGGAUGGUGUUCAUAAAUAUAUCACAUUAGGUCCUGGUUCUUACUUUGGUGAUCAUCUAAUUUUAUUCAAUCUAAAGUCUUCGAAUGCUUUUAUAGCUAUUGAUGAGGAUGUAGAAUGCAUGUGUAUAGACCGCAAAAUACUUUUGGAUUUAUGCGAUUUUUAUCCUUAUAGCCAUAAAAUAUUAAAGUAUAAAGCCUAUGCUAGACGUAAACAUUUUAGAGAAAUAAAAGAAAAGGUUAUGGAGUUGGAAGAGAUGUAAAGACCUAAAUAUUCGGCAAACUAAAUAGAAAAUAACAUUAAUGGGCAUACGCAAUUUUUAUCUAAUUCUCAUCAAAAUUCUAACAAAAAUUCCAAAGCUAACCAGAUAAGUUUCAACUAGGCUAUAGCUGAUAGACUCAUGAAUCCAGAUAAUGAUUCUAAAGUUUAAAGUCCUGCCUUAAAAACUAAUUUUGCUAAUUAGGCUUAAGAAAAAGAAUUUAAUAAAGAUUUAUAAAGCUAUGAUCAAGCCCUAUAGAGCAAAAAAUAAAUAGAAAGUUAAAAAGAAUAAAAUUAUAGCAUUUAAAGUAAUCGAUUCAAAACAGAAAGUGUUUAACUAAAUGAAAUACAAGAGAUUCCUCAUUUUAUAGAGUUUGUAGAAGAGACAGAGUUAAAAAAAGUGGCACUACAAAAAGAAUUAGAUUAGGUAAAUCAAAUCUAAAGCUAGUUCAAGUAAUACAUUAAAGAAGCAGUAAGCAAUCAGGGCUCUAAAAGUCCAAAAGAUAGUCAUAAUGAAAGUAUGUAAACUAUUUAUAACUACGAGGAAGAAAACAGAAAAAAUGAAAUACUGAAACUUGCUAAAGAUCUCAAUGAUAAAAUAGAAAUACUUAAAAAAUCGAUAUGUUUAUUAGAUUCAGAGAUUAAAAACAAAAUAUCUAAUAUCAAAACAGAGUUAGAAUUCGUAACAAGCUACGAAGAAGUUCUUCACGAUUUUGAUGAAGAUGAUAAAAUAAUCUAAACUUAAAAUUGA